AUGUCACAGGCAUGGGCCGAGGCUCUGGACAAACUGGCCCCAGACGAGAGACGUGCCCUGCACGGGCUGCCCGUCAGCGUCAAAGACUGCAUCAUGGUCAAGGGCUUGGACUGCACGCUGGGGCUGCUCAAGAAGGUGGGUCAGCCCGCCCCUGUGGACGCUGAUGUCGUCACGGUCCUCAAGGAGCACGGGGCCGUGCCCUUCGUGAAGACCAACACGUCGCAGCUUUGCAUCAGCCCUGGCUGCUCGAACCCUCUGUGGGGCGCUGCACUACAUCCGCUCAACGCAGCGAGGACCCCUGGUGGCUCCUCUGGCGGGGAAGGGGUUCUCAUCAGCGGUGGAGGUUCGGUGUUGGGGAUCGGAUCUGACAUCGGUGGGAGCAUCCGCCUGCCCGCCAGCUGGUGUGGAGUGGUUGGCAUCAAACCCACCGCUAAGAGGAUGUCUAGGAGGGGACUCGUCAGUGCCGUCAGGCCUAUUGGCAUAUUUGGAACCAGCGGCUUAAUGGGCAAAGACGGGGCUUUUGUGGCCGAGGCGACCAAGGCGCUUUUCUCCGUGGCCGACUUCCAUGCCUUUGAUCCGGAGGUGCCGCCUCUGCCCUGGAACGACAGCGUCUACCUGUCCAAGAAGGCCCUCCGUGUCGGAUGGUUCGACUCGAUAUCCCUCUUCCCCAGCACCCCGGGGGUGAAGCGCGCUGUGGCGCAAGCCGUGGCGGCCUUCGAGGCUCUAGGCCACGAAGUGGUCGCGUUUCCUGAGCAAAAUUGGAUGGAAUGCCUCGAUAUUUUCGUUCAGUUACUCUUUGCCGACCAAGGAAAGUUUACGGAUCUUCUGCUGGAUGGCGAAACUGUAGACGAAGAACUUUCGUGGUACAAAUCGUUUGCUGCGGUGCCGCCCAACCAAACUGAAGAUCGUUGUCCCGAAUUCCAACGACAGUUUGGAGGUGUAGCUGUCCAGCACAGCUUUGGCACAUUAUCUAGCUGCACAGAUUUGUGGUCGAAGAUGAUAGAGAGAAGCGUGUUUGUCAACACAUUUUACCAAAACUGGAAGUCAAAUGGGCUGGACCUGCUAUUAUGUCCUAUCUGUCCAUCUCCUGCACCCAUGACUGAGCAAGUCGGAAUGUUAAGUUUCUCUCUGGUGCUGACCAUGAUGUUCAACGUUAUGGACUACCCCGCCGCUGCCGUGCCUGUCACUCGGCAAACCCAAGAAGACGAGCUAAACAUUGCCAACUAUUCCUGCACCGACAAAAUCCAUGAUCUAAUUAAACAAGUUGGUUUUACGUGGCAUUUCAUCUAG
Hyalella azteca is the source of this 1290-nucleotide messenger RNA. Its product is annotated as fatty-acid amide hydrolase 1-like. Gene Ontology annotation, molecular function: amidase activity; fatty acid amide hydrolase activity. The transcript has 7 exons. The record is from RefSeq and is a predicted model, not a curated record. Lineage: Eukaryota; Metazoa; Arthropoda; Malacostraca; Amphipoda; Hyalellidae. Gene Ontology annotation, biological process: fatty acid catabolic process. The coding region runs from base 1 to 1290 and encodes 429 amino acids.